Elaeis guineensis (African oil palm) is the source of this 1723-nucleotide messenger RNA. RefSeq lists its product as uncharacterized. Gene Ontology annotation, biological process: protein ubiquitination. Gene Ontology annotation, molecular function: ubiquitin protein ligase activity. Gene Ontology annotation, cellular component: cytoplasm. NCBI's taxonomy places the organism in Eukaryota, Viridiplantae, Streptophyta, Magnoliopsida, Arecales, Arecaceae. The record is from RefSeq and is a predicted model, not a curated record.
CAAUGUCCUGGCGCGAUUUGGGCCAGCGUUUCCAUAAACGCUCUCUGUCCGUCUUUCUCUUCCGAUCGCACCUCCCGUCUUUCGCAAUGGCGGAGGCUUCCGAUCUCUUCCUUCGUCAUCUCGAAGAAUUCGCUGCCGAUGAGAUGGACGAGCAAGCGGACCUCCCCGAAACCCUAGAUCCGCCCCCUUCCUGGCUCCCGGCCGCCUACGGUGGCGCGCUCGUCCUUGAUCUCCCCGUCUUCUCCCACGAUCCCCCCGAUCCAGGCGAUUCCGACCUGGAUCCCGAAGAGUCCUCCGACGAUCACGCUACUCUCGCCCUCGAUCUCUUUGAUCGAUCCUCCGCCCGCCGGAUCGGCGCCGCCCUGGCCCCCACCAUGGAUCUCUUCCCCGAACCGUUCCAAUCCCCUGAUUUUAGGGUUUCCGAGGGCCCGGAGGAGGUAGGAUCAGAAUACCUUGGGUUGGGGCUGGGUUUAGGGUUGGGAUCGGGGUUCGAGGUUCAGGAAGAUCCCGACGGCGCGGAGCGGGAGGUCAUGGUCUCCGAUUGGGGAGCUGAUGAUUUCUUUUUGGGAAGGAGGAGCUCGCCGUCGGAAUCGAUCGAGUUUUCCAGGGCUCGUCCUGUUGAUUCGGAGGGCCUGAGGAUCGUCGGGUUCGAUUCGGAUUCAGAUUCGGAUGAGCAGAUCGUCGCCAUGGGUGAUGAGCAGAUUAUUGCCAUCGGCGAUGGUGGCGAAUCCCAGGAUCGGAUCAACGACGAUCUUGGCCUUCCCCUAUGCUGGGACCGCCUCCAACUGGAGGAGCAAAGGAGGGACCUGAACAUAGAAUUGGAAUGGGAGGAGGUGGACGACCGGCUCGAAGAGAGGGAUGUUGUUAGUAUCAUGGUCGUCGGCAAUGACGAGAGAUCCAAUGAAGUCAGAGAAUUCAACCAUGGUGAAGCAGAACAGGAGGAAGACGCAGCUAGGAAUAUUGAAUGGGAGGUUCUUUCAGCUGUGAAUAAUUUGGGAAGGAACGGUUUCGAACCAGAGGAUGUGGAAUCCUAUUUUGUUGAUGAUCAUGAGGGCUUUGUCUACACCUCGGAUUAUGAGGCCUAUGAGGUCUUGUUUGGGCAAUUUGCGGACUAUGAUAGCUCUCUUAAGGGUAGUCCUCCGGCAGCCAAAUCAGUGGUCGAGAACCUCCCGUUGGUUGUGAUGAUGAAAGAAGAUGUUGAUAACAAUAACAAUGUCUGUGCAGUAUGUAAAGAUGGGAUUUUGGCAGAGGAAAAAGUGAGGCAACUUCCAUGCUCCCACCAUUAUCAUGAGGAGUGCAUUUUGCCGUGGCUCGGUAUUCGGAACACAUGCCCCCUUUGUCGGUUUGAGUUGCCGACAGAUGAUCCAGAAUAUGAGAAGUGGAAGGCACGGAGGGCUGGUAAUAGUGUAGAUUCUCAGGUCAGGUAUGAGUUUGAAAUGUUACCUGAAGCUUAGAACUCAUAAGCAGGCAGUCCUGUUUUUAUUGAUCGUGGGUUGGAUAUGAUUUUCGGAUGCUGUUGUAUUACGGUUAUAAAAAUUUACUGUUUUUUUUAAGAAAGAGUGUAGCCGCAAUCAGACUUUUUGUUGGAAGUUACCAAUGGACCAUUGGCGAAUUAGAUAUUUAAGAGAUUGUUGUAUAUCGAUACCAUCCUCAAUAAGUGUCAUUGCUAUGUAAGUUUGUUACCAUUACAUCAUAUAAAUUUAUUUAUUUAUUGCUGUUGUUA